AUGAAAGAAGAAGGGUUAAUGCCUAAUAAAGGAGGUACACCAUGCGUUUUACCGUCAUCACAUAUUGGAAGCCCAAGGCACAUGUACGAAAUUUACCAAGAUUCGAUGGAAAUCACACGUUUUAAUCAUCAUCCUGAUCUUUUUCUGACAAUGACUGCAAAUCCGAAAUGGCCGGAAAUUCAGGACGCACUUCUAGAGCACCAACAUGCCUGUGAUCGUCCUGAUAUAGUGGCAGGGGUGUUUGAAUUUAAAAGGAAAGCGCUUAUGGAAGAGAAUUCCAGAAACGGGGGCUACCACAUGCAUUUACUGAUAUUUUUAGAAAAAUCAGAGAAAAUCCGUACUGUUGAACAAGUUGAUAAAUAUGUAUUAGCGGAAUUUCCAGACGAGAAUGAAGAUUCAAUUCUCUUUGAUACUGUCAGAAAGUGCAUGGUUCACGGAUCAUGCGGAGAAAGGAAUCCAGAGGCUCCUUGCAUGAGAAAGGGAAAAUGCACUAAGAACUACCCUAAGAAAUACAAUGAUACUACGUGUUUAGAUAGUGGCGGAUACCCAGUCUACCUUCGGAGAGAUGAUGGAAGGGAAGUUAUCGUCCGCAAUGGACGAUAUGAUAAAACGACAGUUGUUGUUGGAGCAAAAGAUGAAGUACAAAUGUACAUUGAUGCAAGGUAUAUUGGACCGCCUGAAGAUUCAUUUGACAGUCUAAAAACAGUAAACGGUCAAUUGUGCCCUACAUUCAAGAAAGCAUGCAUAGAACUUGGAUUACUAAAACAUGAUGGAGAAUGGCUACCGCUUCUUGAAGAGGCCGCCGAUAUCCAAACAGGUAGUCAGCUACGGAAACUAUUCAAAAUUGUCUUAUCUGACUGCAACCCAACAGAACCAGAAAUUUUGUGA
Papaver somniferum (opium poppy) is the source of this 888-nucleotide messenger RNA. RefSeq lists its product as uncharacterized. The record is from RefSeq and is a predicted model, not a curated record. Bases 1 to 888 code for a protein of 295 amino acids. Lineage: Eukaryota; Viridiplantae; Streptophyta; Magnoliopsida; Ranunculales; Papaveraceae. The transcript has 4 exons.